Molecule: messenger RNA, 878 nt
Organism: Hordeum vulgare subsp. vulgare (domesticated barley)
Lineage: Eukaryota; Viridiplantae; Streptophyta; Magnoliopsida; Poales; Poaceae
Exons: 4
Coding region: 239-583 (114 amino acids)
Source: RefSeq, a predicted model, not a curated record
UCACCGCACCUUCCCGACAGCGACCACAUCCACUUUCCCCUUCUUUCUUCUCGGCGGAGGCGACAGGAAGGCGAACGACGAACCCUAGCCGCCCGAGGAACAAAGGACACCCAGAUCCCCAAGGCUAGCGACGAUGGCGGCGGUUUGAUGCUUGGCGAGGAGGCUCGGUGGCUCCCUGCUCCAGCGAACGCAGGCGGCGGUCGCGGAGGAGGGAGGCCUGCUCGUGCCAAGCAGGCUCAUGCGCUCCCGCGAGCUCUCCAGCAAGGCCUCCGGCCAGCAUGCUCGUUCACACUCUACAUGCCAGAUCCAGCAGAAGGAGGAGGAGCAGCUGUAUGAUGUGUUGAACAAGGCUAUUGAGAAGCAUUUUUCUGCACAAGCCACUCAAAGAACACCAUUUGACCCUAUGCGCUUUAAGAAGUACACAGAAAGGGCUCGUGGUGUACUAGAUUUGGCUUGCAAGGCGACAUUUUUUGUUUAUGGUAGUGCUUUUCUGUUUGGUAUCACUGGCGUAGACAGGAUGUUGGGGUUCCCAAGGAAGGUCAAUGAAGACAAAAAUGUUGGACUUGACAGGGGAAGUCAGUGAAGGCAAAAUCAAAGAUUGAGAACCAAAGAUGGCCCCAGCAUGUUUGAAGUUUAAUUAUAACAUCUGCAGAGCUUGGUUAGCUAGCACCAUGCUAUCUUUGUGACAUUGUGUGGCAUGGUGUCAUGUAUAUCUCUAUCUAUCUAUUCGAGUGAAACCGGAGGUUGUAUGCUUUACCGCUGGCACUAUGUCACUGGCAAUGGUUGUCGGACUUAUUUUGGCCAGUGCUUUUAUCAGAUUCCAAUCAGCUUUGAAGGUUCACUUAAACAAAAAAUGUGUAACGUCUGUUAGAGAUCCA